This is a messenger RNA of Capsaspora owczarzaki ATCC 30864, 1233 nucleotides long. Its product is annotated as isocitrate dehydrogenase subunit 1. Gene Ontology annotation, biological process: isocitrate metabolic process; tricarboxylic acid cycle. The record is from RefSeq and is a predicted model, not a curated record. Gene Ontology annotation, cellular component: mitochondrion. Bases 1 to 1134 code for a protein of 377 amino acids. NCBI's taxonomy places the organism in Eukaryota, Filasterea, Ministeriida, Capsasporidae. The transcript is spliced from 6 exons. Gene Ontology annotation, molecular function: oxidoreductase activity, acting on the CH-OH group of donors, NAD or NADP as acceptor; magnesium ion binding; NAD binding.
AUGCUUUCGACACUCACCCGCACGUCUUCGUCGGUCCUCGCGACUGCCGGCGCCCGCCUCGCCAGCACCAGCGCCGCCUCGACGCCCAUUUCGGAUACCCGCUACGGCGGUCGCCAAACCGUCACGCUGCUGCCCGGUGAUGGUAUUGGCCCCGAGCUUGCCGAUGUCGUCAAGACCAUCUUUGCCAACGCCCGCGUGCCCGUCGACUUUGAGCAAAUCAACGUCAACACCAAGGACUUGAAGAGCGAAAGCGACACACUGAACGAGGCCCUCCUCUCGCUCAAGCGCAACAAGGUCGGCCUCAAGGGCACCUUCCACACCCCGAUUGGCAAGGGCGCUCACCGAUCCUUCAACAUGCACCUCCGCAAGGAGCUCGACCUGUUUGCCAACAUUGUCAAGUGCCGCACCGUCCCCGGCUUUGCCACCCGGCACUCCAACGUCGAUCUCGUCGUCAUUCGCGAGAACACUGAGGGCGAGUACAGUGGUCUUGAGCACCAGUCGUCCCCCGGCGUCGUGGAAAUGCUCAAGGUCAUCACCCGCGCUAGCUCGUACCGCAUUGCCAAGUUCGCCUUCGAUUACGCCAUCAAGAACAACCGCAAGAAGGUCACUGCCGUGCACAAGGCCAACAUCAUGAAGCUCGGCGACGGUCUCUUCCUCAAGACCUGCACUGAGGUCUCUGCUCUCUACCCCAACAUCAAGUUCGAGCCCAUGAUUGUCGACAACGCCUCCAUGCAGAUGGUCAGCAAGCCCGGCCAAUUCGACGUCCUCGUCAUGCCCAACCUCUACGGCAACAUUAUCGGCAACAUUGGUGCAGGUCUUGUUGGUGGUGCUGGUAUUGUUCCCGGCAUCAACAUUGGCCGCGAUUUCGCCGUUUUCGAGCCCGGUGCACGCCACGUCGCCAAGGAUAUCGAGGGCCAGAACGUUGCCAACCCCACCGCCAUGAUUUUCUCCAGCACCCUCAUGCUCCGUCACUUGAAUAUGUCCGACCACGCUGACUUGAUUAGCCAAGCCGUGAAGCGAGUCAUCCGAGAGGGCAAGUUCACGACCCGAGACAUUGGCGGCACCAGCACGACCACUGAUUUCACCAAGGCUGUCCUGGAGCAGAUUCACAUUGCUCUUUCCCACAAGGCUUAAGCUUUUGGAUUUUUGUUUUUUGAUGCGCCGAUUGCUGGUGUGAACGAGUAUGAAGUGCGCUUUUUUUGUCAAUUUUUAAUUUCUCUCUUCUACACAGCA